AUGACGACAAACCCUACAACAGCCCCCGACAUUUCUCCUUCCCUCAACCUCGAUGCCCUAUCCGCGGCCCGUCUCGCCGUUCAGCCUCGAGACGUGCGAGCCCCCGCGGACGAUGUGAUAAGCCAAGAUUUGCCGGCGUCGGAUGACGAGCUCAACGACGCCGAGCGGACUGCCAAAUACCAGCGCAUCGAGAAGUUGGCAGAGUCGUAUCUUCAAGGCCGGCCACUCUUUCUCCUCUCCGCAUCUCUCAAGGGUCCGUUUGACCAAGGUUGGAGGAAUCCAUGGCGGAAAGAUCGCAAUUCGAUCAGCAACAAGAAGAUCGACAAGUUGCGGAAAAAACACCGCGAAAGCGUGGGGCAUGCGGUGCAAGAAACCGUCGUGCGCCAGGAGGGAAGUCUCACAUACCGCGGUCUGUCCAACUCUCCCGCACGGGUCAGAGUUGGCAAAGAAAGAGUGCGUGAAGUACCUGCGGACGAUGAACCGCAACGGACGGAGCUUCGAGCCAAAAAGAAACAGAAAGAGACGGCCUCUUCGCAAAUGACAGACCAUUCAUUUAGUCUCGGCGAUAACGCGGAGUGGUUGAAGAAAGAUGGCAGGCGCAUGAAUUUCACACAUAUCGAGCCUCCUAGCUCUCCCACGCCCAAGACUGCGUCCCGACAGGUGGGGAGUAAAGCAAGGGCGAGUAUCUCACGUUAUAUAGAGAUACGGGACUCCGCGACUCCUAUGCGAAGCAGAGCGACGAGUGUUCGGGCAUCGAGCAAGGGAUUCGAUGGGGAAAAUUUGGCAGUUGACGACUCUGUCAAACUGGCUCAAUCUGCGGGCCUUCAGAAAGCCCUGGCCAGACAAAGCCCGGCCUCUGAGGUUGCGAGGACCAGCCCGGCCGCGAAGCCUGUAUCGAAAGACGACAUGUCUUUCCACGCGGAAAUGAAUCCGGCGGCAUCCUUGCGUGUCGUCUCUUCGACUUCCCAGUUGCCACGGUUUGAGUAUCGAAGAUGGCUCCAAGAAAAUCAAGAUGUGAAGGCGGACGCGGAAAAUGCCGCCUAUCGCUCUUCUCCUGCUCCAGUGAACUCCAUGAGAAAGUUGAGCCCAUUAAGGAUGUCAACACCGAUCGCAAAUGAGAGCAGAACACCUUCCGCUCUUGGGCUGGCCUCAGAAUCAAGUGCGGCCGUGACUCGCAGCGCUGGACACGCGAGGCAGUCUUUCUCUGCGCAGGCUAGAAAUGAAACGACAAUUCCCGACAAGCCAGCAAGGUCUCCUGGUCCUCCUUCAUCCGCCGGGGGCAACGAAUGCCAAAUCAGUGAUCAAAGUACUCAAAGUCAUGGCCAAAUCGUGAAGCCGCCGGCAUCUGAAAAUCAACAAGACAUCCCCAACAAGCAAAAUGAACAUACCACCAAGGGCUCGCGGCUUGUGAAUGAGCUGGCAACUUCAACCGCACCGACGGAGCAGGACACGUUGGAGAACUUGCCAUCUGCCCAGCGUGUGCCAACCCAUCCAGGAAUCUCUUACCGCAUACCCUCCUUGCAUUCUACCGCUAUGCCAAAGCCAGACACAGCGGAGAAUACCGUCGAAAACUCGGACACCCAACUCUCGACUCAGGCGGCGCUGCUUCAGGCUCAGCGAUCCUUUCAAGAGGACCUGGAGAGCCCCGAGCCGGAUUUCCCACCCCUAGCGGAACCGGAAGACACUAUUCUCGAGCCACACGAGGAGUCACUUCUUGCGCGGGAAACACCAUAUAACGCUCCAGCCACCAUGGAUCAUCCUCGACUGGAUUCAGGGAUCCCUUUUAAGGAAAGAAUGCAAGCUAUCAGUACACAGCAUAUAAUUGAGUCUGUGACUCCAUACAGUUUCAGCAGCGAGAAAAAGGCUCGUCCUAUUCCAGACUUCUCGCCAGACCAGCACAGACGAUUGGAGCCCGAAAGGCCUUCAACCACACAUCUGGCCUCGAAUCGAUCUCGAAUCGACUCGUCGCCUAGCAAGGUACAUGAACGUACAGCUCUUCCAACCUCUGAUCACCCUGCACAUCCUUCUCUCACCCGCCAGUCGACCACACAAGGCACCCUUCUCCCCUUUGCUCUCAGCGGCUCGACGCCAGCGACAGCUCAGGACGCGCAAGCUGCCUCGCAAGGCGCGGAGAGCUUUGAUCUUAGCCAGGCGAUUGCGGACGCGGGCAGUUGGCUACAGCAGAGCUUUGACUUUAUGAAGGACAUUGGACGUCCCAGUCAGCCCGCAAAGCCAGCGUAG
Messenger RNA from Penicillium oxalicum, 2241 nucleotides. RefSeq lists its product as uncharacterized. Lineage: Eukaryota; Fungi; Ascomycota; Eurotiomycetes; Eurotiales; Aspergillaceae. The record is from RefSeq and is a predicted model, not a curated record. The transcript has 3 exons. The coding region runs from base 1 to 2241 and encodes 746 amino acids.